UUCUCAAGAUUGCUUUGGCGAUUUGGCAUCUUUUGUGGUUUCAUAUAAAUUUUAAGAUUGUUGUGUUUCUGGGAAACCGUCACUGGAAUUUUGAUCAAGAUUGCAUCGAAUGUGUAGAUGGCUUUGGGUAGCGUGAACAUUUUAGCAGUAUUAAUUCUCCUAAUCCACGAGCAUGGAAUACUCAUUUAUUCACGUCUUCGCUGUUUUUCAUCAGUGUCUUACACUUUUCAGCAUAAGGUUUUUCACCUCCUUGGUUAAAUUCAUUCCUAGGUAUUUUAUUCCUUUUGAUGCAGUUGUAAAUGAGACUUUUCUUGAUUUGUUUUUCUGAUAGUUCAUUAUUGAUUUUGUGUCCUGCAACUUCAUCGAGUUUGUUUAUUCUUAGAAUCUCUUGGUGACGUCUUUAGGGUUUUCCGUAUAUAAUACCAUGUUAUCUACAAACAGAGACAGUUUUUUUUUUCCUUUUUUACUUAUUUGGAUAUUUCUUAUUUUUCUUGGUUCAUUGCUCUGGCUAGGACUUCUGACACUGUGUUGAAUAAAAAUGGUGAGAGUGAGCACCCUUAUCUUGUUCCUCAUCUGAGAGGAGAGCUCUCACCUGUGAGUAUGAUGUUACCCGUGGGCUUAUCUGUGGCCUUUAUUACGUUGAGGUGCAUUCUCUCUAUACCCAGUUUGUUCAGAAUUUUAAUCAUGAAUGGGCAUUGCAUUUUGUCAGACACUUUUUCUGCAUCUAUUGAGAUGCUCAUGAUUUUAAUCCUUCAUUUUGUUACUGUGUCACGUUGGUUGAUACGUGGAUGUCGGGCCAUCCUUGCGCCCCUGGAAUGAGUCCCACUGGAUCAUGUCAUGUGAGCCUUUUAAAGUAUUGUUGCGUUUGGUUGGCUGAUGUUUUGCUGAGGAUUUUUGCAGCCGUGUUCAUCAGGGAUCUUGGCUUGUAAUUUUCUCGUGGUGUCUUUGUCUGGUUUUGUUAUUAGAGUAAUUGUGGCCUUGUUCUAGAUGCACUUAGAAUUAUCUGGAAGGUGUCCCGGACCAGAAGACCCUCCACUGAUCGUGUCUCCCAAAAGGCUGUAUGUUCAGCUGGGAGCCCAGAGCCCAGAGCCCAGAGCCCAGAGCCUGCCUUUGGCUCAGACGUGGGCUUGCGUUUCUGGGACGCGUCUGGGGAAGUGCCGUGGAGGGUUCUUUCUCCUCAAGGACUGGGAGGAUGGCAGAUCCUGGGCCUCACCUCCCCAGGCCACGUUGCUGUCUUCCGAGGAGCACGUGUCUUCCAGUGCUCUGUGCAGCCAGCAGCCCUGCCCGACUCAGUGUCUUCUGUGCUUGCCCAGGAACAGGCCGGGCUCUUGCCAUGGGGCACUGUCGCCUCUGCCACGGGAAGUUCUCCUCACGGAGUCUCCGCAGCAUUUCUGGCAGGGCACCUGGGGAGAGCGCAGACAGACCACCCCCAGGGGAGCGUGUUUUCAUCAGGGACUUCCAGCACCUGCUGGGGGUGGCUGUCCACCAGGACCCAGCUCUGUCUCAGUUUGUCUGCAAGAACUGCCACGCCCAGUUCUACCAGUGCCACGGCCUCCUCAAGUCCUUCCUGCAGAGAGUCAACGUCUCCCCGGCGGGCCACCGGAAGACUUGCACAAAGGUCGGUGCCCAGCCCCCGCCAGGGGCAGAGGAGGGAGCGUGUCUGGUGGACCUGAUCACUUCGAGCCCCCAGGGCCUGCGCGACUUGGUGGCCUGGGUGCACGGACACGCAGCCAGCUGCGGGGCCCUGCCUAGCCUCCAGAGGACACUGUCCUCCGAGUACUGCGGUGUUAUCCAAGCCGUGUGGGGCUGUGACCAAGGCCACGACUAUACCAUGGACGCCGACUCCAGCUGUGGGGCUCUUUUGCUGGACAGUGCGCUGGCAGUCAAAUGGACAUGGGACAAGGAGAUGGCCCCGUGGCUCACCCAGCAUCGGGGGUCCAACCCUACUGGGGCUGCCCCUCAGAGCUCCCAGGGCAGAGCGACCACAACUCCAGCCGAGACCGAGACCCUGCCCGGCGCGGACGCGGCCCCGCCUCCUUCAGAUGUCAACCCUGUAGGGCCUGGCCUGUGCCCCCCACCUCAGCCAAGCUUUCCCCCAAGUGGGGCCCCAGGGCGGUUGGGUGAGAAGCAGGUUCCGUCUUCAACCUCGGAUGAUCGGGUAAAAGACGAGUUCAGUGACCUUUCUGAGGGAGACAUCCUGAGUGAAGACGAAGAUGACAAGAAGCAAAGCACCCAGUCGUCAGAUGAAUCCUUUGAGCCUUGCCCAGAAAAGAAGGUCUCUGGUAAAAAGAGCGAAAGCAAAGAAGCCAAGAAGGCUGAAGAGCCAAAAAUGCGCAAGAAACCGGGCCCCAAGCCGGGCUGGAAGAACAAGCUUCGCUGUGAGAGGGAGGAGCUGCCCACCAUCUACAAGUGCCCUUACCAGGGCUGCACGGCCGUGUACCGCGGGGCCGACGGCAUGAAGAAGCACAUAAAGGAGCACCACGAGGAGGUCCGGGAGAGGCCGUGCCCCCACCCCGGCUGUAACAAGGUGUUCAUGAUCGAUCGUUACCUGCAGCGCCACGUGAAGCUGAUCCACACAGAGGUGCGGAACUAUAUCUGUGAUGAGUGUGGCCAGACCUUCAAGCAGCGGAAACACCUUCUCGUCCACCAGAUGCGCCAUUCAGGAGCCAAGCCUCUGCAGUGUGAAGUCUGUGGGUUCCAGUGCCGGCAGCGGGCAUCCUUGAAGUACCACAUGACAAAACACAAGGCUGAGACCGAGCUGGAUUUUGCCUGUGACCAGUGUGGCCGGCGGUUCGAGAAGGCCCACAACCUCAAUGUGCACAUGUCCAUGGUCCACCCUCUGACGCAGACCCAGGACAAGGCCCUGCCCCUGGAGCCACCAUGUGGGACGACGGAGGGCCAGGCUGUGAAGCCUGAGCCCACCUGAACUCAGGCGGGUAAAUGGGGUUUAGACGGUUUCGAUAGUUCUUUCAUUUAAGACCUGAUGGCACAGCUUCACCCGCUGCCCUGGAGCCCCCAUGCCGUGUCCCCUCACCUGUGUGUCAGGAGGGCACUGGACAGCAGUACGGUGAAGGGGGGCUCACCGUGCAACUCCCGUAGCCUUUCCAGCGUCCGCUCUGGGACCAGCAUUUACCCACGAUACUGACCUUGGGGCCAGAUGGAUUUUAAAUCAUUGAUUCCUAUUCCCCACUAAAGCAAUCAAAGAGAUUUGUAAUCCACUUUCUAGUGCAAGAGCUCCGUGUUAUGCUCGUAAUAAAUUAUUUACAAAGGA
Molecule: messenger RNA, 3271 nt
Organism: Herpailurus yagouaroundi (jaguarundi)
Lineage: Eukaryota; Metazoa; Chordata; Mammalia; Carnivora; Felidae
Gene: ZNF276
Product: zinc finger protein 276
Exons: 10
Coding region: 1061-2926 (621 amino acids)
Cellular component (GO): nucleus
Molecular function (GO): zinc ion binding
Source: RefSeq, a predicted model, not a curated record